This is a messenger RNA of Durio zibethinus, 1576 nucleotides long. The record is from RefSeq and is a predicted model, not a curated record. Lineage: Eukaryota; Viridiplantae; Streptophyta; Magnoliopsida; Malvales; Malvaceae.
UAUUUCACUAAAAAACAAUUAACUGACACCAUUAAUUCCAUUCAAAAAUAAUUGCAAGUUCUGGCCUUAUUCUGCGAUGUUACGGGGAAAUUUCAGCCAUCACAUUGGACUGAGUCCUGCUUCAUGCAAGAAGCAGGAAACUCUAUAAAUAUCAUGCAAACUAAGGAGAGUGACAUAAAGUGAAAACUCAUUUUCUAACAUGGCAAGUUUAAGGUUCUUCGUAUGUUUAUUUCUUUUUUGUGCAAGUUCUCUCAAACUCGUGCGCAGUUGUAGUCUGCCCAAAAACCAUGUCGCCUUGUUUAUCUUGGGGGAUUCACUGUUUGAUCCUGGAAAUAAUAACUACAUCAACACGAUUGCUCGGGCAAAUUAUUGGCCAUAUGGGGAAACCUUCUUCAAAUACCCCUCUGGAAGGUUUUCUGAUGGUCGUUUAAUUCCAGAUUUCAUUGCCGAGCAUGCAAACUUACCACUAAUUCCACCAUAUCUUCAACCUGGCAAUCAUCAAUUUACUUAUGGGGUCAAUUUUGCCUCGGCUGGAGCUGGUGCUUUGGCUGAAACUAAUCAAGGAUUGGUGAUCGAUUUGAAAACUCAGUUGAGUUACUUCAAAAAGGUGGAAAAGCUGUUGAGACAGAAACUAGGCAAUGCUGAAGCCAAGACCUUGUUAUCCAAAGCAGUUUACUUAAUUAGCAUUGGAGCCAACGAUUACAUAUCCCCUUUGAGCACAAACUCCAGUGUAUUUCAGUUCUUCUCCAAAGAAGAAUAUGUAGGAAUGGUGAUUGGAAAUCUAACUGACACUAUCAAAGAAAUAUACAAGAAAGGAGGAAGGAAAUUUGGGUUUCAAAACUUGGGGCCAUUGGGUUGUGCGCCAUUCAUGAAAGCACUUGUACCUGGAAAUACAGGUUCCUGCUUUGAAGCAGCUAUAGAACUAGCAAAACUGCACAAUGCAGCUCAGUCUAAAGCCCUGCAGGAGCUGGAGAUCAAACUAGUAGAAUUUAAAUAUGCAAGGCAUGAUUUUAAUAUUUCUGCUACUGAAAGGUUGAACAAUCCUGAAAAAUAUGGUUUCAAGGAGGCAAAUAUAGCAUGUUGUGGGAGCGGUCCGUACAGAGGAAUUUUAAGCUGUGGGGGAAAGAGGGGAGUGACAGAAUAUGAAUUAUGUUCAGAUCAAAUUUGCUUUCAAUAUUCCCAACAAAGUCAUAUGUCUGAUAAGGCUAAUAAGCAGAUUUCCGAGCUAAUGUGGAGUGGAACACCCAAUGUUACGGGCCCUUACAAUCUGAAAGCGUUAUUUGAAGCAUGAUCGAGAUAUCAUUUCAACAUAACAAUAAUAAUAAUUACUUGUUUGCUGUUUAUAUGUAAUGAUUUUACUGAUUGAUUCCCUAGUAGUUGUGAGAAUAAAUAAGCUUCAUAAAGAGUGCAAAAAUAUAUGAAAUUUCAUAUUGGUAUUGUCAUUUGUUUGACCCCAGUAGGUUUAAUAUGUGGUGAAAAAAUGGUGGACAAACUGUCGAUAUUGUGUGUUAUGUUUGAUUUUCUACGCAACCAAAUUGAAUUGAAAUGACAUGGUUGACUUCGAACAACAGUUGAA